Cadophora gregata is the source of this 1833-nucleotide messenger RNA. RefSeq lists its product as uncharacterized. The transcript is spliced from 3 exons. The coding region runs from base 1 to 1833 and encodes 610 amino acids. Lineage: Eukaryota; Fungi; Ascomycota; Leotiomycetes; Helotiales; Ploettnerulaceae. Gene Ontology annotation, molecular function: hydro-lyase activity. The record is from RefSeq and is a predicted model, not a curated record.
AUGGCUCAGCCAUCAGGUACGGCGCCCAAAGAACCACAGAAUAAUGAUUACGAUCUCUCGAAGCCUAUCAACUCAACCUCAGGUCUCCGGCAAGGGCUGACUUCAUAUGGAGAUCCGCAUUUCUCUCUCUUUCUGAGAAAAGUAUUCAUCAAAGCUCUUGGUUAUAGCGAAGAUGCCCUAUCCAGACCCAUCAUCGGAAUCAUCAACACAUAUUCCGCUCUCAAUCCAUGUCACGCAAAUGUUCCUCAGCUCAUCGAAGCAGCAAAACGAGGCGUCCAUCUACAGGGCGGACUUGCCGUUGAUUUCCCAACUAUUUCCAUCGCCGAGUCAUUUUCAUCACCAACGAGCAUGUUUCUGAGGAAUUUAAUGAGCAUGGACACUGAAGAAAUGAUUAAGGCACAGCCUUUAGAUGCGUGUAUCAUGAUCGGAGGCUGUGACAAGACUGUACCUGCUCAAUUGAUGGGCGGGACUUCUGCAAACAAACCCGUAUUGCCUCUGAUCACUGGUCCAAUGAUGCCAGGUAGUUAUAGAGGCAAACGCCUUGGUGCAUGCACGGAUUGCAGAAACAACUGGGCUGCGUACAGAGCGGGAACAAUCGACAUGGAGGACAUAAGUAUGUUGAAUGAAGAAUUGGCACCGACUAUCGGCACAUGUGGAGUUAUGGGGACAGCAAGCACUAUGGCUUGUAUUACGGCUGCAUUGGGCUUUAUGCCCCUCAGAGGAGCAUCAGCUCCUGCUGUCUCGUCAGCUCGUCUCAGAAUAGCCGAGGAAACUGGAGCAAACGCCGUUGCAGUAGCGAAUGCAAAGCGCAGACCUCAAGAGAUGCUAUCAAAGGAGUCUUUCCUAAACGCAAUUAUCGUUCUCCAAGCUAUCGGCGGCUCGACAAAUGCUGUCGUCCAUCUUAUGGCUAUCAUUAACAGACAUCCAAAAGUGCAAGGGCAAAUCACUCUAGAAACAUUCGACGAGAUUGGGAGGAAUGUACCAUUAUUAAUUGAUUUGAAGCCCAGUGGAGAUAACUACAUGACCGACUUCCACAAUGCCGGCGGAAUGCUAGGAUUACUGCAUGUUUUGCGCCCAUUGCUUCAUCUUCAAGCAAUGACAAUCACAGGCCAAACAUUAGGAGAAGUCCUCGACAGUUCACCCUUACGGACCUUCUCAUUCUCCUCCGAGAUCAUCCGUUCCCUAUCAAAUCCACUACACCCGAACUCAUCUCUGGUAGUUCUCCGAGGAAACCUGGCACCCAAAGGAGCAGUCAUGAAAGCAUCCGCAUCGAAAGACCGCAGGCUCCUCCAACACUCCGGCCCAGCAGUCGUAUUCAAGAACGCCGCAGAUCUCGCAUUGCGUCUAGAUGACCCAGAUCUCGCAGUCACUAAAGACUCGGUCUUAGUGCUGCAAGGCAUCGGACCAAUCGGUAAUCCAGGCAUGCCAGAAGCUGGACUCAUCCCCAUACCUCGGAAGUUGGCCGCCGAAGGCGUAACAGACAUGCUACGACUCUCUGAUGGGAGAAUGUCUGGAACUGCUGGUGGAACCAUCAUCCUUCACAUUUCCCCGGAAUCUGUGGUUCCUAGCUCGGUGCUGGGAGUUGUCCAAGACGGCGAUAUCGUUACUUGUGAUGUUGAGAAGCGUGUCUUGAGACUUGAGGUAUGCGACGAGGAAAUUCAGAGACGCGUAGCUGAGCGCGAGGCUGCUGCAGCUUCUGGAAAGGGAGUUUGGAAAGAGCGGAAGGUGAAGAGGGGAUAUCGGGGCUUGUAUGAGAGAUGUGUUAACCAAGCUGAAGAGGGUGCGGAUUUUGAUUUCUUGACUGCUGCUGGCCUGGGAGAGACAUCUAUCUGA